GGCACCGCAAAACCCUAAGCUCCGCCUCCUCCCCUUCCCGCUCCACACUCUCCUAGGGUUUUUCGCGGCUGCGCCUCCGCUUCCUCGAGCCCGGCGCGAUGGAGUUCUGGGGUGAAGAAGUGAAGCCAGGAGUGACUGUUUCUUGCGAAGUUGGUGAUGGUUAUGUUAUCCACCUCUCACAGGCUGCAGUGGGGGAAACAAAGAAAGGGAGUGAGAAUGUAGUUGUAUCUGUCAAAGUUAAUGAUAAGAAGUUGGUCAUUGGAACUCUGUCAGCUGAAAAGCACCCUCAGAUUAUGUGCGAUUUGAUUUUCGACCAAAAAUUUGAGCUAUCACAUAGUUCGAAGACUACUAGUGUUUUCUUGUGCGGUUACAAGUCUCAGAUGCCUGAUAUGUUUGAAUCUGAUUCUGGUGAAGAUGAAGAUGAAGAGCUGGAAACUGAACAAAUUCCAAUGACAAAUAAUGUAAUUGAAAAAUCUGCUGCAAAGGUUCCUGUGAAGGACAGUAAAAAGGACGAACAAGAAACGUCCAGUGGUGAUGAUGAUCUGAGUGAUGAUUCAGAAGAUGAUAGUAUGUCUGAUGAUGAGUCCAGUGGUGAUGAUGAUAUCAGUGAUGAUUCGGAAGAUGAAGAAACUCCUGAGAAGCCUGAAGUUGGCAAGAAAAGAGCAUCUGAAACUGGCUUGAAGACACCUUCUGAUAAGAAGGCAAAGAUUUCAACACCAUCUGGCCAGAAAACAGGUGACAAGAAGGGCGUUCAUGUGGCAACUCCUCAUCCAGCAAAGCAGGCCAGCAAGGCCAGCAAGAUUCCUGCAGACAGCAAGUCAAAGGAGAAGGCCCCCAAGACUCCUGCAGACAGCAAGUCAAAGGAGAAGGCCCCCAGGACUCCUGCAGACAGUAAGUCAAAGGAGAAGGCCCCCAAGACUCCUGCAGACAGCAAGUCAAAGGAGAAGACCCCCAAAUCAGGGAGCCAUGCCUGCAAGUCGUGCAGCAAGACAUUCGGCAGUGCGGGAGCAAUGGAGGCUCAUCAGAAGGCAAAGCAUUGAGCCUAGAUGGAUACGCUGCCCAGCAAAUAUCCUCUAAUCAGCAGAAGAAAUAGUAUUUCUAGUCUUUAAAGCAUGCAUAUGGGAUAUGUCGUUAGUUGGAACAUGUCCAAUUUUUGGUCGUUUGACAGUGCUUAUUUUUCGGUGAGUUUAGUUAUUGAGCUGUUGGGUGAGGUUGAUCAGAAGCUUGUGAGCUUGAUGUAAGUUUCUGGUGCUACGAUGCUAUGGUACCCUGUGUUCCUGCGUAUGGGAGGACCCCAUCCUAUGUGAAAUCUCCCUCUUUUGUGACCUGGAUUUCUGUUUA
Phragmites australis (common reed) is the source of this 1341-nucleotide messenger RNA. RefSeq names its product histone deacetylase HDT3-like. Bases 99 to 1040 code for a protein of 313 amino acids. The record is from RefSeq and is a predicted model, not a curated record. The transcript is spliced from 8 exons. Lineage: Eukaryota; Viridiplantae; Streptophyta; Magnoliopsida; Poales; Poaceae.